Paramuricea clavata is the source of this 16685-nucleotide messenger RNA. NCBI's taxonomy places the organism in Eukaryota, Metazoa, Cnidaria, Anthozoa, Malacalcyonacea, Plexauridae. The record is from the annotation of a GenBank genome assembly.
GCGAGGCAGGAGAUCUUGUUUGCUUGCAAUCCAAACAUGGCGGAAUUGUUCAUUUGAGAAUUCGACGAAUUCCUUUCCAUUUUGUCGGAAAACCAGCGGAGCUCCGUGUUAGAAAGGAGCUGUAAUAAAUACUCUGUUUACAGAAGCAGAGUUUGCCGUGUAACUGGUGUUAUAUCGUGUUACUGAUGAUGGAUAAAUGUACUAAAAUGUUGUACCUUUGUUCUAUUGGAACAUAAGUGCUUGUCAGGAAUACAUACACGGCAGUAUGUAUUCUGAAUGGGUUUCAUUGAGUGAAGAAAUCAGGAAUGAUGAGAGUGGUAGGAGCGCCUUGUCGGUAUACCCGAGCUCGGUUGGCCGAGAUGUUGCCAGGGCGGUCGUCAGGAGCCUUGUGGAUAAUCCAAUUGAGAACAGUAAGGAAAGAUUCAAGUCUGGAGAAGAUAUAAAAUGGACCAUGCACGUGAUAUGCUUUGGCUUAGGACUGCCGCUCUCCGAGGGCGAGACAUUGAAAGGUUGCGUCACAAUAUACCUGGACUGGCUUAGCUCGUUGUCUUCGCAACCGAAGCAAGAAGUUCCUCAAGAAAUACUCAAAGAUCCCAAUAUGUACUGCCAAAGAAUUUUACAGCAUUUUAAAAACUUAUUUGUACCAAAAACUGAGGGAACACUUGCUCUACAAGCAUCGUUAUGCAUGAAAGUGUUACAAGGCGUGCAACGGAUUUCGCACGAAUGUAGGAAAAUGAAUGAAACGACGUUAAAAGUCAUGUUGCAAUUUUUGUUAUCAAUUUCAGACUUUUUACUAUCGCCGCCUUUUGUCCCAGGGGGGUUGACGGAACAACUUUGUAGGUUGUUAAUUGAGGUGUUGUUUGACGUUUGGCUGCAGGCUUGCGUCUGGGCGUUCCCAGAUCCGCCUCUGUGGAAUACAUUGAAAGAGAUGUGCUGUUCUUGGCGACACCAUACGGAUUUUGUUGCAUUGUGGAACAAAACAAUAUUCUCCAUCACCCGACGAGUUUUGCUGGUCGAAUACGGUAGUAGUUUCCCAUUGUACCCGCUAGAUGAUAAAAAACAUGAGAUACGAAUUCCAACGAGUCUCAAUAACAAAUGCUUAGUUCAAAGUUGGUUUAGAUUUCUACAUAUAAUGGGCAACCCUGUAGAUCUGUCGAAUAAGGAAGUUAUUGGCAACACUCCAAAGUUCAAGGAACAUGCGUUAGUGAAUACAAAUCAAUAUGAACCAUCCAAACACCCUUGUCUUAGCUCGAUGCCUCAGAAUUUUUAUGCUGCGAUGAAAGGGAUUGCCACAUUAGCGGAUACGUUUCUAGGGAAGAAAUGCUCGUGUGAAACGCCUGUGAUGUUUAGUCAUAUUUCUCCGGAUAAUUCGACAGUCUUCCCUUCAAAGCACGAAAACAAACAUCGAGUUCAAACUGCAGUUUCAACCGACCAGCUCGCUAACUUCACACGAGAAAUUGAUUGGAAACUCCCGGGGAGAUUUGAAAAUCAGUCCAGUUAUCUUUUUGACAAAGCAAUGGGCGCGAAGACGUCAAUGCCGAUGGAGAACAGUGUUCUACAUUUGCUCGGAACUUGGUUGUUUGAAGCAACGCUUGCGCAUGUUGACAUUAGAAGUGUCAAAAUGAAGCUUUGUAAGACAUGGCAGAAGUAUUUGACACAAGAUGGAGGAAGGUAGGGGAUAGGAUUAGGUACAGGGGUAGAUCUAUAGACAUGUUAAAAUUGAUGCAUAAACUUGUAUGCAUGCCUUUAGACAAUUAAGCUAUAAUAUACAGUGCACAUGGUUCUCAGCCGACGCCCAAUGAUUUUCAGUGUCUAUAGCCUAGACAAUUGCUGGUUAUUUCACAAACCAAAAUAAUUCCCUCCUUAUUGCCGAAAUGUUAAGGGUUCACAACAUAAAUUGUACACAAGGCAUAAAAAAAAUACCUGUGGUUCCGGUUCCCGACCAACCUUAUUUUUUUUCUGUUAUUUUUUCAGUGCAAUUGACCGUGUGACCCUAUUUUCUCUGGGUGUUUGCGGGCUGCUGCCAAAAUGAUGUCUGUUGUCACACUACUGUAAUUAUGAAAAAAAUAUUCAAAAAAAAAAUUAUUUCCGACCUACCGACGCUAAUUUUUUCGCGAUAUGAAACCGGAACCACAGGGUUUUUUUACGCCCAAUAGUCUUUGUUAACCCUUUGAGUUGCAUUGCGCCUAGCUACUUUAUUAUUUUACUCUGUCUAAUGCCAGAUGAUUUUACUCGUCAAGGGGAGAGUGCUGGCACUUAAUGGGUUAAAUAUUUGGAUGAAAUGACAAAACCUCCAAAACCUAACUCCCUAAAGUGGCUGGAAAUGUCAUUUCUGAGGGUUUAAAUUUCAGAAUCUUAACCAUGUAGAGAGACGUCCUUGGAUCUUGAAUUUAUAUAAAGAAUACUAAUGAGACAGCAUCUAUUGUAGUCAUGUUGAAUUACAGUGCGUCUACAGUAAGUGGGGCCACUUAGAGAACACUAACCAAUCACAUUGCAGAACAAAAAUUGAAAAAAUCAACAAACGGCUCAUUAGCCAAUCAGCAUUAGGCCAAAAACAAUUUGAACAAAUAAACGAAUGUCAAACGGUAAAAAUAGACUUGUAAAGUAAACACUGCAGUUAAUGGGUUCCUGAGUCUUUCUUUUGAUUGGACGAACUUUAGUUUGAUUAGAUUGUUCUUUUGUUCUGCAAUGCGAUUGGUUAGUGUUCUCUAAGUGGCCCCACUUACUGUAGACACACUGUAAUAAAACACUCCUAUGUGUGUUUUAAAUAGUGCGUAAAAUUUUCUGCAAGUAUAUUAGUCACUAAGCCAAUUAAUUUUUUGAGAUGAGAGCACAAAAGAAUAACAAUGCGACGAUCCUUAUGUUUUGUGUAAUCUUCAAAAUUGUGAGAUAACAAAUUGGCCAAAAUUUCUGGGAACCUAGUUUCCUAGUUCCACCACAUUUUUGCCCUGACCCUGUGUGCAUCAGGGCAUAUUGCCAGUUAAUGGGUUUUUAUUAUAAUGUUUUUUUAGUGUCGAGAAUGAUGACACUCAGGGUGCUGAAGAUGAAGGCUACAAUGAGUUUGAGCAAGGCCGAGCUGAAGCGUUUGGUGCACUUUGUCGAAUCUUCUGUAGUCAGAGAUCUGGCGUGGUUUUACCCGUCUAUCUAACAAGAUUUUAUUUCUCACUUGCCUCAGGCUUGAUCUAUGACAAGGUUUGAUGAAAAUAGUAUUCACAAUACUAACAAUCUCCAAGGCAUUUGUUGGAAGGUUAUACUUUAUAAAACUGGUACAAAACUAGCACCUCUGAUAUGCACAUAAACAUCUCACAACUUGUCAACAAGAUGUGUUCGCAACAGGCUUGUAGCAAGCUUGUCAACAAGUUCUAACAAUACUGUUAUUUUAUCAAGUUACUACAAGGUUGUCACUCGCAUCUUCAAUGCGUCCUUGCUUCAAAAAGUUACAAAUUAAAUCUCUCUCUUUUCUUAGUCUUGUUCGGGUUAUGUUUUGUCCAGCAUCCUACUCAACUCCACUGAUCUCUUGAGAGUGAAUUUACCUGGAGUGGAUGUCAUCAUUCCUCACCUGAUUGCAGCCUUGGAAAAAGUGCUUGGACAGAAUGAUAUCAAAAUGGGGUAGGUUGUCCCCAUGUACAAUAUUGCAGGGGUGAAUCUACGGUGACGUGAUUAAUCGAUAAACUGACAAAAAUCGAUGUUUUUUGAAAAACGAUUUAACCAAUGUUGCUUUUGAUGGAAAACCGAAAUACCGAAAAAAAUCGGUAUUUCAAUAAAAUCGGUAUUCAAAUGACGCUUUUGUGAUUAAACUAAAAGAGAGUUUAUCCUAUACUUCCAUAGGUCCAUUAAAAAAGAAUCAAGUAUCCUAAAAAAAUACUUGAAGUAAAAAGUAAAAGUACUAUUGCCUGUAGCGUGUAAAGGGGGGGGGGACUUCUCCAAUGGAUUGACAUACAAAAGACACAAAACAAUACACGCAUUAUACAGUAUGCGUGCACCUAAUAUACAAUAUUUCACAGCAUGGUCUACCCCGUUGAAGAUAUAAGAAAUACAUUAAAUAAAUAAUGCUUAUAAGUAAGCCACAAAUGAAAGAUCCCAGACGCAUGUAGAGGUUCUAUUACCUAUCCCAAAAUUAAAAUAAAUCAGAAAUAAAUCACGUAAAAUUAAACGAAAUUAGAAAGUAACGAAACACUUCGCCACAAAAUGAAAAUAACGAAGUAGAACGUUUCUUCUUAAAACGACUUCGUUCCAAGUAAAAGUACUCCAGAAAAAGAUUACUUUGUUACAUGCUCACUUCUCAAAUAUUGUACUCAAGUACAGUAACGAGGUACAUUUAAUUCGUUACUUGACACCACUGAAGUUUCGUCAGAAAACGUUGAGCUGGUGUAGGUAACAGAUUGUCUUUGUGAUUUCGUCUCUAAGGUGUGAUGUUCCAAUGGUUCAACUCCAGAGAGCUGGAAUUCAUCUUUUAUUGUCAAUGUUGUGUCUUCCGUAUCAUUUUGGAGAGUUAGCUAUUGCAGGUAUGACAAUCUACAGUACAUGAUUGGCAAGACUUUAUAGGAAGUAUCUUGACCAUCACGAGCGACAAGACUUUGUAGGAAGUAUCUCGAGCAACCUCUGCUAAUAUUCUGUUCCGUUUAGAUGUUUCAGACCAAAACGUGAAAAAGAAGUCGGACAAUUGUUCAAGUGUGACUUUUCAUUCGUUGACAUCAAGACUCGUCAAAUUGUUGAUUUGUGCGUUGGAAAAUGAAGUUGAUUCUCACAACACGCAGCUUUUACUUGGAGGUUUGUCAAUAGCCUGGCAUUAAGCUGGACUUUAAUUUGAGACGGGCAAAAGACGCUAGAAAUCUCAGACUUUUAAGAGGCAGUAGUACCAGUCAAGUCCAUUAACGAAUGUGCAGUUUGUUUGCAAUUUGAAGGCACUAUAUAGUUAAUAUCAAACAUCGUUCUGGAUUAAUAAUUAGCUGUGAUUACCCUCCACACACAACAGCAAAUGUUACCCCCAAAUUAGAUUCUUGCGCCCAAAACACAAGUCCUAUUUGGAAAAAUAUUCCCUUAAGGUGGUUCCCUACAGUUGUAAAGAAACAGCGGCGAAAAAUAAGGUCUUCACAAUGACGCAAAAUAUUUGCUAUUUAUGAGAAAUGUUGAUUUUUUUGGAAGUAGAAACGCUUGCGUAAUCUUGAUACUUCAAGCAUAAUCAUCAAAUGAAAUUUUUGCUGACGUGAUAAAAAUUCAACUCGACCAGAUCACGUCAUUUCGUUACCCGGUGCCAUGCUUAAACAACUGUAGGGAGCCACCUUAAGCCGGUUUCCCACUAGGCGGAAUUUCGCGGGCGGAGCGGAAUUUUUCUUUGUUUCUAAUUGGUUCCACCCGAGAAAUCGCAAGACAAAGAAAAAUUCCGCUCCGCGCGGAAAAUUCCGCCUAAAGAAAUAACCAAUGUCUCUAGUGACCAAAUCUAGUACAUAAACAGGAUGCGGAGGUACGCCAAUAUUACCGUCUGGUAUUUCAGCCAAGUACACGUCGGUACGCGGAAGUCUCGCUAACACUUUAUUGGAAGUUAAGUGGGUACAGUAUAUGUGUAAAUGCGACAUGUCUUGGCGUGAAACAUGACUGGACCGAUAAGAUGAGACUAAGGAAUGUUAGAGUGUUUAUGUUAGCAGCUUUUCUUGUUAUAUCUUACGUUACUGAAGGAAAACUCUCCUUUAUGUAUUUUGUCUUAGAGUGUACCUAACCUCAAUUCUUCAAACAUCUCAUUCCUAAGAACCUUUGAAAUGAUAUUGUAACUUAUUUUGAAGAUUUUCGUUUGCACACUUUGUCUCUGAGUUAUUUCAGUUUUAUUGAUAUGCAAAUGUCCGGAAUUUACGUCACAUAUGAAUAAUGACUGAUCAAAGAAUGUAAGGUACAGUCAAAUAUCAUGAAAUAGAAAGGCCAAAUGGUGUUUUACAUAGGUAUGUAAUCCCCCCACAACUCCAAACUUCACUGUUUUAAUGAAUCAAACUCGAUAGUGAAUACGAUAUACAAGCUUUUACUUUAAAUCAUUAUGCAUUUGUGACGUAACUUCCGGAUAUUUGCAUACCAAACAAACUGAAAUAUCUCAAAAUAAGUUCUUUGUAGCACCAGGAAAGUAAUAAGCUAAUGGAAGAAUAGGGUUUUGUUUAGUAUGUAUCUCUGGCGUGCCCUAUCUGAGUGAACAUAACGCUAUGCAAUGACAGUAUUCAGCCCUUGCAAGUGACGCCACAAUACAUAAUGUUAAAGCUAAAUAAAAAGGUUUACAUGCAGCAUCCAUUUGCCGUCAAAAUUUCACAAAUUUGCUUCGAUGGAGCACCAGUUUAUCGCUCAUAUUUAUCUUGAUUAAUACGAAUUCAGAAAGGCAAUUUUUGUUUCAAAUUCACACAGUCGUUUCCUUUGCUGUCCGUACACCAAAAACCGCAUGAUUUUUUAGCAUGACAUCAUACUCCCGCAUGACAGCAAGACCUGAAUAUAGGUGUGACUAUGGACAAAUUUUGCUGACGUUGUUUACAUUGUUGCGACAUAAUAGACCUUAUGCAUAAUGACUCACAUGCCUGGGUACUAUUGUUCGAGAAGAAAUUUUUGUUUUCGGAAGCAUAGAAUAGAAUAAAAAUAACAAAGUAUUAGAGUUAUGUAUAAGAGUUAUUCAUUCAUGUAGGUAAUUCUAAAGCUUAGUUACCUUUGUUCUAUUCUAAGGGCGCUUCUCACACACUGCUGGGAGCGGAGCUGCUGCAGCCGUCCGCCGCAAGCUUGACUUUUAUUUACACAAUAACAGCUAACACAGCUAAUCAUACAUAGCUCUGCAACAUAAUUACGUUAUUUACAUAAAAAUUACUGAGGAGUUACAAAUACUAAUAAGUUAUAUAAACGUCCACUGCAUCUGACUAUAAUUAACGGGCGGGCGGGUGGGGAUUUAUGUCAAGCGUUGCGGAAGCAACAACAACAUGUGCUGUCUUAACCUGCACCACCCGAACACACCCGAUUCACAAUCGGGCUCCCAGCCUUGUGUGAGAAAACAUUUUCUGCUUCUUUCGUACCUCAGCCAGCAGAAAAUAACACUUUCCAUUUAUUGACCUGACCAGUCAGACCCAAAUUUUUGUCUCCGUAUCAAUGGAAGGAUCUGGUCCAUGAUUCUCAAAUAUCUGGCGAAAAUGGACCUCAUUCUAAUUCUAUCUAAAUUUUCCGGUCAGAUAGGUCAGAAGCCGUUUUUUGUUCCAUUCAACAAUUUGACCGGUCUGGCCGUGUUAAUGGAAAGCGCCGUAUGCUUCUGUGAGUGAUCUAAAGUUGAGUUUCUAUUAUUUGCAGGUGUAAUGUUAUUUGUCCAAGACAGUGCUUUGGUUGAGGAAGAAAGAGAUACAAUCCCGAAAUCACCCGGACCUCAGCAACCACACGAAACAUUCACGCUGGAAGUUCAGGACAGCAAUGCGUCAGGGGGGAGAGGGAAUCCCUCGAGUACAGAGGGAAGGUCGGCGGAGGAAAUUGAUCCGAGUCAAAAUGAGGUUGCGGAUUCAAUGAAGAACGAUUGUGCAGAUAAUCAACACUGCUUAAGUAAGCUUCCCUUUCCAUCUUCCGUGUUCUUGUUUAUCUACUGCACGCCCACAAAUCUCACAGCUUGUCAAGAAGAUGUGUUCGUUCGCACUGCUUGUUCCCAGUUGUUGACAAGUCUGGAACAAGUUGUUAUCAUCUUGUAACAAGGUUGAUGAGGCCAACAGACUCGCAACAAGUUGUUCCAACAAGUCUGAUAUCAUCUGCACGUAACAAGUUGUUCACAAGUUGACGACAACAAGCUCGUAGCAACUUGUUACGAACAGCCUGUAUUGUUCCAAUUCAUGUUUUAAAAGAUACAAAAUUUUCAUUCAGGUUGGUCAUCCGCGAGUUCUCUCUUCACACAUCUCACAAAUCUUGUUAACCAGAAGUUGAUCUUCGGUAGCAAGUGGAAAACAGAUUUCCACGUGACACUCUCGGCGCUUGAACUCAUGUCAGCCAUGGCGGAGAUGAAUAUUAGGAACAUCAGUAAGUGGAAGAUGUUCCUUUUUUCAGAAAGCGGUAUCAAUUUCCCGUGUGUAAUACAAAAUGACUGAAAAACGGCAAACUUCGCAGGGCUAUAUUAUCCGCAUUUUACAACAUUUCGCAACGAAACUUCGGAAUGUUACUAAUUUUGUGAUGCUCUUUCAAGCUGUGGUGAAAUGUUUGUCUAGCCUUGUCUAGAUCAAAAUUUUGUUCAUUAGGGAAUAGGUCCAUUGUUGAAGGGUCUCACUAGUUUACCUUAGAAAGUUCUUGAUUGCUGUAUCAGUUCUAAACUGUUCUUCGUGCAUGUAAAUUAAAAGGAAUUUCUUCUAAACUAUGUUAAAUGAUUGUGUAGACAAGCAAGAAUGUCAGAAGACUAUCAAGUGGUUGUGUGACUAUGUUGAAUACCAAGCCAAGCAGCCAGCUCCGUUUCAUUUGCGAAAUCUUCAUUCAAUGAUGGUUGCUGCAUUCAACUGUUUAUUGACUUGGAUUGCAUCACAUCCUUGGCUGUUGGAUGAUCAGGUGUUUAUUUAUGCAUGACAUCAUGUGUUACGACGUCAUGUCGUAUUACAUCAUGUUGUAUGACGUCAUUAUGUUCUGAUAACAUCAUGUUGUAUUACGUCAUGUUGUUUUAUGACGUGAUUUUCUUACACGUCAUCAUUAUACAUGAUGACGUCAUUAUGCACACAUAACGUCAAUCUAUAUGUAUGACGUCAUCAUAUACAGAUGACGUCAUUAUUCCUGCAUGACGUCAUUCUGUGUGUACGACGUUAUUCAUAUGUUAAGACGUCAUACUUUCAUGACGCCAUCAUAUAUGUAUUACAUUGUAUAACAAUGGCAUGAUUGUCAAUGACGCACAUACAUGUAUGACGUCAUCAUUAUAUAUGUAUGACGUCAUUAUAUAUGUAUGGCAUCAUUAUGUAACAUGGCAUCAUUGCAGUAUAGUUUCCACAAGUAGAAAUAGAUCCGAGGUAAUUAUUUCCUUUAGAAAAGUGUCCAAGCUAUACUCGAGGUGGUUGAAUUAGGAAUCUCUGGCACGAAGUCAAAAGUAAGUCUGGCCAUCCUACCUAUUAUCAAGGAUAGAUCAUGUCGAUACGAUCAAAUGUGCUUUACAUCAAGUAGUACGCUUAUCUAAUUACAUACUUAGCCUAGACUAUUUUAUCUUCACAACAAUUGUGAUAUUACUUUCUUAACUAUGUUGAUCCUAACCCACCCUGUCAACUUUCCCUGUGGGAGGAAACCAGAGCAAACCCACGACUUUCGGCAGAGCGUUGACUCACUCUUUUCACAUGAGUCCGCAGUCUAAGUGGAACCCAACAAUAUGUAUGCUUAUGAGCGCACGCUCAUAGACACACGAAAAUCAUGCAGUGUGCCCGUAAGCAUGCUUAUGAGCAUAUUACAACAGGGUUUUGGUAAAUAUAUUGGCGUGCUCAUUAGCAUACAAAAAUCCAGUAUAUGCUCAUGAGCACACUCAUAAAAGCGGGAUCAUACAAACAGCCCCUUGUUCAGCAAAUUGUGCAUGCUGCCUUUGAUCCCUUGGGGGUGAGGCAGCACUUUCCUUGCGAUAGUAACUCCUAGUAUUAUAUACACGACAAACAUGCAGGGCCACGAUCUCAGAGGCGAAUGGCACUUGCUCUGACUAGUGCGCCACUGAAUCCCCGUAUCCGUGGUAUUCUACGUUGUUUGAUCAUUUCUUGUUUGUCAUGUUAGGCCAGCGAGCAUCCUGAAGAAGAGAUGAAAAGUCGGCCUAAAGGGGAGAAAUCACUAAAGCCUGCUUCAUUUCGUGUACAAGAUGCAGCUGAAGGAGUACUGAGUUAUAUCAUGGAACAUGUCGGUGCUUUUCCCUCUCCAUGUGGUCCUGCAUCGUCUUCUUCUCUUCUUGAUGAAGAUAUCUUGAUGGAAUUCUUGGCUGAAGACGAUCAGGUAGUAUUAGGGGUAGAGCCAGCCCGGGUACCCGAGCUACCUUGCUCUGCUGAGCUGAUUUUAUACCGUGUUCAGAUGAGACUUUUGAGGCGGGCUGGCUCGCCAAAACAAACCACUGGUCUCACCACUAUAUCUAUUGUAUAAUAUAAAUAUAUUUUCUAACAAACCUGAAAUUCGCACUGUUUUGCUAGCAACUGUCACGGUUAUAACCCACAGAAUCGUUCACAGAGACCUUUUAGGUUUGAAGUCUGACGACGAAAUCUUAUUUACAACAAUAUAUUCUUGUGAACACAGCAAUAACACUCAGCCAGCUUAGGCGAGCCAACCUGGGUUAUUGCGUUUCUAUGGGAAAUUCCCAGCCUGGUCGCCGUAGAUCUCAGGUCAGUGAAGGCGGGAUCUCGCUUAGGCUGGCCAGCUCGGUUCCCAUAUGAACGCAAAUAAUAACAAAGGAGGGAUCUCGCCUAAACCAGGCCAGCUCGGGUACCCGGGCUGGCUCGCCCUAUAUAAACAACCCCUUAGAUAUAAUAUUAAGAUAGCAAACCUCGAUAGUGGUUAAAACUGUGUUAUUAUUUUUCUCUAUAGAAUAAACGUUUUAAGUAUUUCGUGAUUGAUGACAGUAUUAUUCUUGGAAUACUUCAAGAGUCUGUACAAACUCAUGAUGGUUAGUGUCUGAAAAUGCUGUUACAGUGAUAAUUACCGUGCUUUGUCUCUGAGCUACCCAAAAAAGACUAAAGACACUUCGACGUUUCUGGCGAAAGCCCUACGUCGGCUUAGACACAAACCGCGGGUAGCCCUGAGCAACUUGUUGCAUAAUACUGCCUGCACUGGAAUACGCACACUUUCAUUAUUGUCAUAAUUCGACACUUUUUUAUCCUCUUUCCAGGACUGUCUCCCACUGCAACCAUCUUGUUGCGUGGUCCUACGGGCAGAACGUCAUGGACGGUAGAGUUGAGACAAAUUCCUGAGUGUAAAAAGGUCUGUAGUAGUCUUAAACAUAGCAGGAAAUAAUAUAUAUAUAUAUAUAUUUAUAAAUUUGUAUUAUACGCGCGCGUGAAAAAGUUUUGAGCCGAAAGUGGUUAUUUUUAUCGCGCGUAUUUCAAAUAUUUAUUAUAUAGUAGAGAGUGAGAUACUGAGAAAUACUCAGUGAGAUAUUUUCCAUAUCUUCACUAGUGAAGAUAUCGAUCACGUGACUUUUAGUAUUUAUACAAUUUUUUGCUUGGGACUAUAUAAUAAACAGAACAUUACACGGUGGCUUGAAGAUAUGACUUUUAUCUUCUCGUAUUAAAAACAAUAUUUUUUAUCUUCUCGUGUUAAAAACAAUUAAUGUUUUCCCCACUCGAAGAUAAAAAAUCAUAUUUUCGCGUCGCCGUGUAUAAAUAUCCUCUAUAUACAAAAUUUGCGAACGUCACAGGGCUAUAUUUUCCUCAUUUUACAACAUUUCGCAACCAAACUUUGCAAUUUCACUAAUUUUAACAUGCUCUUUCUAGCUGUGGUGAUGGAUUUUGUUCUUCUUGCCUAGAUCAAAAUUUAGUCUAUAGCUGGAACUGCCUAUUGCUAUUGACCAAGUGUUGUGUUUUUGCAGGAGAUUUUAGGUGUAUCUCAAAGUGAAGCGCCCAGACGACCUGAGCCUAAUCUCGAAAUUCCUGUACCACCGCAGUGCAGUCGACAACAUUUUCCAGCUGACAUAGAAACGGUUGUCUUAACUAAAGCGUGAGUAUAUACUUCAAUUUCUGACGUCAAGAUGGUUCAUGUGCGACCUACCCCAAAUAUAAUUUUUGAUAUUUGUCGUAUUUGGAUCAUUCUAAGAAGAAAUGUAAUGCAUCUUUAUAGUAAAAAACCUCAUCUUGAUCAACUUUUUCACUGUCAAAGUUUCCAGAUAUGAUGUCAUGCAUUAGGUGAAUUUUUGGUACAUAAACUAAUUUGCAAUUCACCUAAUGACAUCAUAUCCGGAAACUUUAACAGUGAAAAAGUUGAUCAAGUUGGGGGUUUUAUAACUUUUAUUAUAAAGAUGUAUUACAUUUCUUUUUCGAAUGACUCAACUAUUACACAUACCAAAAAUCAUAUUUGUGGUUAGUCACACUUUAAGAAUACCUGGUUCGCGAAACGGAUGUCGGCAAUCAGAAAAUAUAAUGUUAGUUCUUUUCAUUUUUCUUCACAGAAACUCAAGUAUCCCAGCUGUAGAUAACAUUCCAUGUGAAAGAUUGUCACAAGAAAAAGACCCCAUUCAAAGUUUGAUUGACAAACAGGUUAGCAGUGUGUAGGGUCCGCCCCUCAUGUCAUAAAGACUGCAGUAGUUUUCGCUACUAAUCAGUUUUCGUUUUCAUUUUAGAGAGAAGAAGAAACUGACGCUCAAGGAAUGAUUGAAAUUGAAAGAGAAAAUUCAACGUUUCCUUGUCCACUUACAGAAAUGAAACCACCCAAGUACGACACUAUAUGUAUAAUCAUUUUUUUAAUGAUUAUGACUAUUAACUCACUCCCCAUCGGGGAUCUUCAGUGAUCGAUUACAUCAAGUAUUACGCUUACUUAUAUGGCCUAUACUAAGCUUAGAGCCUUAGACUAUUUAUUCCUACAACAAUUGUGAUAUUACUUCCUUAACUGUGUAUAUCCUAACCCACCCUGUCAACUUUCCCUGUGGGAGGAAACCAGAGCACUCGGAGAAAACCCACGACUUUCGACAGAGCGUUGACUGAGCCCACAAUGAUGGAUGAAAAUUAUUUCACCCGAGUACAUUUACACCAUAAUCAUUGCAAACUUGGCCCUCACUGCGACGCAAGAACCAGUGUAAGCACAAAAGGAACCGAACGUAUUCAUUUCUUAUGUACUGUCCUCCUAACGACGCAACUUAAGUAUAAACAUAAACAUAAACAUAGAGUAAGAUAUCAAAACGUUGCAUUCUUUUCCUUGUGCGUAUGUUUUCACUUAUGUUUAUGCUUGAGCUUUAUCUUGUGUUGUACUGAGGACAUCAAAGCGUUCCGCUUGUUUAUCAUUGCGCUUAUUCUUGCGUUGUAGUGAGAGCACGGCUUCAGAUACGAGUUCUACAAAGCAUGCCAGAUUUACUCACCCAUUGAUUGCUUAUUAAUACUUCGUCUGAUAUAGUUUUAUGAUCGUUUUAUGAUCUGCCUGACAAAUGAUGCUUCUUGACAGAUUCUCGUUCCUACUUUAAAUCGUGCUAUUGUCAACAAAUGUUAUGUAGGACACGUUUUAGACAUAUUUUCCCUUGCCUUUCAGGUCAGUGAGUGAGUUCAGUGCGUGUCGUAUGAUCCUAGCUCGCCUUGGUCUCCUCAGACCAGAUGAAUUUGAGAAAGUUCGUUCAAUGGACACUAGUACCGUAACCUCUCUAUCUUCGCUCAAUUCCUCCGAGGACACAUUCUAUGAAUCAGUGCGAGAGUUAGAUCGCUUGCCUACCAGAUGUUUUGAUACAGUGUUUGUACUUUACGUGAAGCGUGGCCAACAUGAGGCAAAACCCAUACUUGCUAAUGAGGUUUGUCAAAAAUAAUGUUGGGAAUUUGUUGUGAGGAUAAAAUAUUUUUUAAAACAUGUUGGUGUUGCUAUUAUUGUUAAUGUGGUUAUCGUUGUGUUUGGGCCUGUUGUUGUUGUUGUUGUUGUUGUUGUUGUUGUUGUUGUUGUUGUUGUUGUUGUUGUUGUUGCUGCUGCUGCUGCUGUUGUUGUUGUUGUUGUUGUUGUUGUUGUUGUUGUUGUUGUUGUUGUUGUUGUCGUUGUCGUUGUUUAUUAUAAUAAUGAUGAUGCUGUUGUACUGUACACACUAGUCCCAUCAUUUACUUUUCAAUAGACAUUUUACAUUUGUAAAUAUGUCAUUUUCUUGUGAAACAUUGCUAUUUUAAUCUAUUUAGAUCAAACAUUGCGAGUACAAGGAUAUGUUCUAUGAGUUCCUGCAAUCCUUGGGUUGGCCAGUAGAUGUGCAAGAACACCCUGGCUGGACUGGUAAUCCCACAUCGAGCUGGAAGCUCAGUUACUUGAAGAAUCAACCUUUACACGAGAACCAGACAAGCCUCUCUACAAUAUCAUCUCAUAGUUCUGAGAGUGAGGUGUCGUUAACCUCUGUACACGAGGAACGCAUGACGUCAGGCAGUCAAGAUGGAUCACGUGACACUGGUAUGACUCGAUAAAAACGUCAGCUUUGCUUCCAUUGAAAAUCUGGCAAAAGCUCGUUCUACACCAGAAGCUCGCGAUACGUCUAUUAACAAUGUGCACCCAUUCGUUUAUCUCUUUUCGACAUGUUGCAUGCACAAAAUGAUAAUCUGUUUUGGAUCGAAACCGGACCGACAAUAUUAAUACAAUAAACAUUUCGGGACCGGCUUUUAGGACCGAAUUCAUAAAUGUUAGAAGUGUCCCCCCCUUCCCCCUGCUAAUGUGCGCCCCUCCUGGACCUGAUCAGGUUUCUUUGUGAUUACUUUGUUAGAUUCUAAAGAUGGCGCCGUAGUUGAAGACUGUCGUAUCAUGUACUACGCAGACACGUGCACGGAGAUUGCUUUCAUAGUGCCCUCACUGUUCGCACGCGUCGGGACAAAGCGUAGGAAAUCUCGUCAGAUAACUCCCAGAACAAAGAGAAAAGAAUUCGCAAUGAAGCGGCCUCAAAGUAUCUCAAAUCUCUCGAGUACCAGCAGUUCGUCCAGUCUGGUCGAUUCCUUACCCGAGACGCGAGGCCUCAGCUUUGGUCGGAAUACAGCGGACACAGGUAUUGACCUACGACAUCUAUCCAAGCUGAACACGCACUCCACAUCCUCCGAGAUCAAUAUUCUUGUGAUUUGGCUCGAGAGGUUCCUCGAUCACGAGUUGUUUCCCGAUAUGGAAAUUUUGAAUGAGUUAGGAAUCAAUAAAGAAUCAACAAUGGUGGCAAGUCCCAGUGGCAAACCAGUGGUGAGGGAAACGGCAAUGAUCUUCAUUGCACCGCUACACAACGGCUUGUUUCGUAUUCACACGAAAUGUACUAUCAAGUAAGUGCAACUACGGUGGUUUAUAUAGAAAGGCCUGGUUUACACUAUCAAAGUUUCUGUGAUCACAGUAGGAAUUUUGCAAAGGUAAAUUCUAAGUUUUGAAGGAUUUGUAAGAAAUGUUUGAGCAAACUGAUUCAGUGUUAAACAACGAGCCAGUUUCCUCAAACAUUUCUUACAAAUCCUUCAAAACUUAGAAUUUACCCAUGCAAAAUUCCUACCGUGAUCACAGAAACUUUGAUAAUGUGAUCCAGCCUUUAACGACAGUGAAACACGCAAUUCGAUUGAUCAACACCCGUGCAGGAUCAGACAAUUGGGAUGCCUUCGCGGGGGCUUUUUAAAAUGUCGGACAAUGAAACCAGUUUAACAUGUGAAGUUAACAGUUUAUUAAACGAGAGGCAAGUUAACAAAAACGUUAAUAAAGUUAACUUGGGAUGCUGCUCGACUUCAGAAAGCGUAAAAAAACACUCACUUUCCGAACGUCUCGCAACAUCUCGCGUGCAUAGAUGACGCUAUCCUGCACGGAAAACCAUUUGGUAUUCCUUUAAUCACUAUGGCGGUCAGCCUGCAGUUGUCAAAGAGAGAAAAUAGUGUGAUCUUUUUCAUCGCUUGUUCCAGGUCUCCAAUGGCUGGUCCUUUGGUGGACGGAAUGGUAGUGAGCCAGCGAUCGUUGGGUGCAAUGGUUAGACAUACUGCUGUCAAUAUUGGGCGCAGGCGCCGUCUUGACAUCGACCAGUAAGUGAAUGAAGCUAACAAACCGUUCCAUCAAAUCUUUAAACUAUUAAUUUUAAAUUCUUCUUCUUAGAGUUCCAGUAAGUAUCAUCUCUUAUUGGUUCAUUGUUAUUACAAGAGGCAAACCUAAACUAAAACUAACUUUAUUUAUAAUGGAUAGCUCUAUCAGUUCUAAACUGUUCUUCCUAGAGGUCCAGUAAGGAUCAUCUCUAAUUGAUCCAGUGUUACUACAGGAGGAAACCUAAACUAAACUAACUUUACUUAUACUGGAUAGCUCUAUCUGUUCUGAACUGUUCUUCCUAGAGGUCCAGUAAGGAUCAUCUCUAAUUGAUCGAGUGUUACUACAGGAGGAAACGUAAAUUAAACUAACUUAAUUUAUACUGGAUAGCUCUAUCAGUUCUAAACUGCUCUUCCUAGAGGUCCAGUAAGGAUCAUCUCUUAUUGAUCCAGUGUUACUACAGGAGGAAACCUAAACUAAACUAACUUUAUUUUUCCUUGUAGUUACUCUCCACCACAUGUCUACCGAAAGUUGAAAAUCCAAGAUAUUAUUCGCAAAUGUCGCCGUAAAAUGACCUUUCCUGAAUUUUAUGCUUCGCUAUUUGCCGAGUGAGCCAUCGCGCACUUGAUACAAUGACAGAUAUCCACAUACUAAUGUUUCUUCGUUGAAAAUAUCCAGGAAUUCGUUCUACAAUUGAGAUUUCAAAAUAUCGACUGCUGGUGAAUACCAGGACAACUGGAGGUUACAACAGUCUUCAGUGGAUAUCUCUAUAUAUUACACAACAACAUCACCAAUAUUAAACAGUGAUAAUAUACAGUAAUUUAUUCUAAUUGCAAAUCAUAUAUAUUACGAAAGGAAAUCAUGACAACGGCUGAGAAUGGAUGGGAUGGGAGCCCAAAAUGGCUGAUCAUAUAUUUCCAAUCAAAUCACCCCAUUCCAUUCUCUGUAGUUAAAGUUCAAAAAUUGUGAAGUACAUAUUUAAAAUCUUUUACUGAUAAAGCUGUCAAUUUAAUGUCGAUUUAGAUAUUAAAAUUAUUAGAAUAUAAAUAACCAAGAUUAAUUUUGAAAAAAAAUGUGAA